CACGUCAGCUACAGUGACAUGUCAACAGUGACACAUCAGCUACAGUGACACGUCAGCAGUGCCAUGUCAGACACAGUGACACCCAAGGCUGCCCAGCUACCGGCUGAAGAAGCGGCAACAGCAGAGAAGCUGCGGCUACAGGCCGAAGCAGACGCAGAUGCCCAGGGUCGCCGCAAGGAAGCCCAGGAUCUGUUGCAGCGGCAUGAAGCCAACAGCAUCGAGAGACUCAAGUUCCUGCACUUUGAAACGAACGGCGACGAGGCAACACCUGAAGAGCAGCAUAAGGAGUUCCUCUCCAAACUCGUGACAUGGUUGUUGUGUGCUUGCAACUACCAAUGGUCCGAGUUAGAGAAACAGAACCAGGAACUGCAGCAACAGUACCAGGAUCUGAAGACACAGCACCAAGAGUUGGCGAACCUCCGACGGAUGGUGCAGAGCCAUGAGGAUGCAACACGGGCACUCAAUGCCCAUGUACUGGACCUGGAACAGGUUGUACCAGGACCAGAUGCUGGUGCCUCCAGCAGUGCACCCUCUAGCCGCCAACUGGAGGAACGCGUUGACCACGUAGUGGCAAUGCUCGGCGACAUCAGCACCUUCGCUGCGCCGACCACCAUCAGCAGUCAGCUGCAUACCUUGAAGAUCGAGGUCCAGCAGCUGCAGUCGACGAACACGGAUGGCAAUCCUAAGUUGUACAAGAUGCCAACUUUCCAACUGGACAAGUUCGACGACUACACACAGCAGGAUCUGGUCCUCUGGUGGGAAGCAAUCACGAUGCAACUUCGGAUUCUGCCUGUCGCAAAGCAUGCGUACAUCGGCGCCCUGUUCAUGAACUCAAAGGGCGGAUGCCAGACCUGGUUGACCCACCUGGCAACCUCUCACGGCGUCGACGUACCAGACUUAAAGGACAAGAUCACAUGGGAGGAACUGACACGGCUGUGGAAGAAACAAUUCAUCGUCGACGACGCGCUGACACUCGCCAUCAACCGUCUUUUCACCAUGUCACAGGGCAACACCGCAACACGAGACUGGCUCACGGAAUGGCAGAAGAUCGCGGCAGUGCCCGAUCUGGACUUACCAUUCACGCAUCUACGUCAUGAGUUCUAUAACAGGUCAUGCGUUGUGCUGAGCCAGGCACUUGGUGAUCGCGAGCAGUAUGCAUCUUUCGUCGAAAUCAUCGACAAGGCAAGAGAGAUCAUCAAGACCAACAGGGCGGCUGCACACGAGAAGUCCACGUGGCAGCCAACCUAUGUGGAGAAGGUAAGAACUGGUCCGCGACAGCAGCAGUUCGCUGCAGUCCAAUCGGAUAGUGGAGAAGACCCAGCAGCCACUCCAGCAUCACAUGAGGGAGAUCAGGUGGCUGCUGUCCAGCCGCGAAGCAACAAACCCCGAGUGAACGGGAAGGCGAAACCAGCAUCGCAGGCCGGAAACGGACAGCCAGCACCACCAUGGGUCAAGUUCGGCUUCACCGAGGCCGAGUACAAGUACCGCAACCUACCGACUUCGUUGAUGGACGCCAGAGUAGAGGUUGUCCAUCUUCACGCCUACAUUGCGAAGAUCGACCGCGAGUUCAAGAUGCAACGAAACGUCGGCCCUCUCCCACGCAUCGACGAUCUUCUUGAGCGACUGGGUGGCGCCAAGUUCUUCUCCAAGCUGGACCUCAAGUCGGGAUAUCACCAACUCGAGAUUCGGAAGGAGGAUCGCUACAAGACCACGUUUAAGACGCGAUAUGGGCAUUUCGAAUGGCUGGUCAUGCCAUUUGGCCUUACGAAUGCCCCAGCCACUUUCCAAGCGGCUAUGACAACGGAGUUCCGACACAUGCUGGAUCGUUACGUACUUAUCUACCUCGGCGACAUCCUGGUGUACAGACGGAGUUUGGAGGAGCAUGUGGAACACCUGUGCACCGUUUUGGAGCGGCUACAACAAGCCAAGUACAAAGCCAACCGCGACGAGUGCGAAUUUGCGCAGCAGGAGCUGGAGUACUUGGGACAUUAUGUGACGCCGCAAGGCAUCCGUCCGCUUGCGGACAAGAUUGAGGCCCUACGAGUAUGGCCCAAGCCCACCAACACCACGAACGUUCGUUCAUUCAUGGGACUAGCGGGCUACUAUCAGCGAUUCAUCACCGGAUAUUCCAGGAUUGCUGCACCUAUGACGCGGUUACAGUCGCCAAAGGUGCCAUUCGUAUUCGAUGACAACGCACGCCGGUCAUUCCAAGCACUUAAGACGGCUAUGCUUAUGGCACCCGUCCUUAGCAUCCAUGACCCCACACUGCCGACGAGAGUGACUACGGACGCUUCUGGCUAUGGCAUUGGGGCAGUCUUGGAACAGCACGACGGCGACGACUGGCACCCUGUGGAGUAUUUCAACCACAAAGUACCUCCCAUCAACUCGCUUGAUGAUGCAAGGUAGAAGGAGCUGCUCGCAUUCGUCAUGGCUCUCAAGCGAUGGCGGCACUUCCUCCUUGGGCAUCGUAGGUUCACAUGGGUUAC
Messenger RNA from Chara braunii, 2486 nucleotides. Lineage: Eukaryota; Viridiplantae; Streptophyta; Charophyceae; Charales; Characeae. The record is from the annotation of a GenBank genome assembly.